AUGCAAAGCUCAUUUAUUCCAAAACAGNCUAUCGAGCGUCUCUCGCAAGUCACAACUCACCUAAAGUCGUCCGAAGUCGACUUGGCCCCGAACCGCGAUGCCAUACUCAAGAAGAGCCCCGAUGAUAUCGUCGUGACAGCCUGUCUGCGUACGCCUCUGACAAAAGGAGGCAAAGGAGGCUUCAAAGACACACCUGCCGCAGAUCUCCUCCACGGAGCUUUCAAAGCACUGAUUGAGCGAUCAAAGAUCGACCCCUCGCUGGUCGAAGAUAUCGCUGUGGGAUCAGUGCUGCCGCCAGGAGGUGGCGCAACUGAGUUCCGUGCUGCGGCUUUGGCGGCUGGAUUCCCUGAUAGCACUAGUGUGCACUCGCUGAACCGUCAAUGCAGUUCGGGUCUGCAGGCUUGUGUCGAGAUUGCAAACGCUAUCAAGACUGGUAUGAUUGAUAUUGGUAUCGGUGCUGGUGUUGAGAGCAUGAGCAGCCAGUAUGGUCCUGGAGCUGUUACCGAGUUCUCAGAGCUGCUCGAGAACCACAAGGAGGCUGCAAAGUGCAAGAUGGCCAAGGACCGCAACGUCACCCGCAAAGACCAAGACGAGUUUGCCGCAUCCUCAUAUGCCAAAGCCACCGAAGCACAAAAGAAGGGCCUUUUCGACGAGGAAAUCGCUCCCCUCAAAGUCAAGUGGACCGACCCCAAGACCGACGAGACCAAGGAGAUUACCGUCAGCAAGGACGACGGCGUCAGAGAAGGCGUGACAGCCGAAAGCCUCGGCAAGAUUCGUCCUGCCUUUGCCAAAGACGGCUCCAUCCACGGUGGUAAUGCUUCUCAAAUCUCCGACGGCGCUGCUGCAGUGCUGCUGAUGAAGCGUUCUACGGCCGAGAAGCUGGGCCAGCAGAUCCUCGGCAAGUACGUCGCAGCAUCAGUCGUUGGUGUCCCGCCAUUGCUCAUGGGCAUCGGUCCCUGGAAGGCCAUCCCCGUUGUUCUGGAGAAGGCUGGUAUCUCAAAGGAGGAUGUCGAUAUCUGGGAGAUCAACGAGGCUUUUGCUUCGCAGUGUCUGUGGUGUGCCAAAGAGCUGCAGAUUCCGAUGGAGAAGAUCAACCCCAAGGGCGGUGCCAUUGCCUUUGGUCACCCGCUGGGCUGUACUGGUGCCAGACAAGUCAGCACCCUUCUCUACGAGCUAAGGCGAAGAGGAGAGAAAGUUGGUGUGACCAGCAUGUGUGUGGGCACCGGCAUGGGCAUGGCCGCUCUUUGGGUAGCUGAGUAG
Molecule: messenger RNA, 1260 nt
Organism: Aureobasidium vineae
Lineage: Eukaryota; Fungi; Ascomycota; Dothideomycetes; Dothideales; Saccotheciaceae
Source: the annotation of a GenBank genome assembly